UGCAAGAAAGGGACUAAGUGAUACAGACUAUGUCUCUUUCGUGAGCUACCGAGAGCGCUCCUGAACUGGAAGCAACUGCUUCAGGGGAAGAAGAAAAAAAAAUUUUUUUUUUUUUUUUUAAAGAGACUUGCCUGGGAGGCGACGAGAAACUUGGAAGCCUCAGCAAUCAGCAUUCGCGAAACUCCGUCUCCACUUUUAGCACGGUCUCCAGACUCUGAGCCGACAGACAGCAAACUGCGGCGCGGUCGGUGAGAGAGACUCAGAGAGGGGAGAGAGAGAGAGAGAGGGAGGAGAGAGCGAGCGAGCGAGCCUCUCCAGCCUGGAAGCUACAACUCCUGCGCGACAGGCGGAGUUCUCCGUCCCCGCAUCUUUUUGCGGACUUUUCUCUCCUCGCCCACCUCCGCCCCGGCGCGGAGUGGAGGGGCCCGCUCGGCCGCGGCGCGCGACCCUCGGCUCGGCGUGUGCUCGGCCCCGGGCAGCCGGCAGCGCCCGGCGAUCGCGCCCCGGGCCGCCGCGAGGGUGUGAGCGCGCGUGGGCGCCCGCGGAGCCGGGGCCAUGGUGCAGCAAACCAACAACGCCGAGAACACGGAAGCGCUGCUGGCCGGCGAGAGCUCGGACUCGGGCGCCGGCCUCGAGCUGGCCAUCGCCUCGUCGCCCACGCCCGGCUCCACCGCCUCCACGGGCGGCAAGGCCGACGACCCGAGUUGGUGCAAGACGCCGAGCGGGCACAUCAAGCGGCCCAUGAACGCCUUCAUGGUGUGGUCGCAGAUCGAGCGGCGCAAGAUCAUGGAGCAGUCGCCCGACAUGCACAACGCCGAGAUCUCCAAGCGGCUGGGCAAACGCUGGAAGCUGCUCAAAGACAGCGACAAGAUCCCUUUCAUUCGGGAGGCGGAGCGGCUGCGCCUCAAGCACAUGGCUGACUACCCCGACUACAAGUACCGGCCCAGGAAGAAGGUGAAGUCCGGCAACGCCAACGCCAGCUCCUCGGCCGCCGCCGCCGCCGCCGCCUCCAAGCCCGGGGAGAAGGGAGACAAGGUCGGUGGCAGCGGCGGGGGCGGCGGCGGCAGCGGCGGCGGCGGCGGCGGCAGCGGCAACGCGGGGGGAGGAGGCGGCGGCGCGAGCGGCGGCGGCGGCGCCAACUCCAAACCGGCGCAGAAGAAGAGCUGCGGCUCCAAAGUGGCCGGCGGCACGGGCGGCGGGGCCAGCAAGCCGCACGCCAAGCUCGUCCUGGCGGGCGGCGGCGGCGGCAGCGGCGGUGGCGGGAAAGCUGCGGCCGCCGCCGCCGCCGCCGCCUCCUUCGCGGCCGAGCAGGCGGGGGCCGCUGCCCUGCUGCCCCUGGGCGCCGCCGCCGCCGCUGACCACCACCAUCACCACGCGCUGUACAAGGCGCGGACUCCCGGCGCCUCGGCCUCGGCCUCCGCGGCGGCCGCGGCCUCGGCCACCCUGGCGGCGCCCGCCAAGCCCCUGGCUGAGAAGAAGGUGAAGCGCGUCUACCUGUUCGGCGGCCUGGGCGCCACGGCGUCCCCCGUGGGCGGCGUGGGCGCGGGCGCAGACCCCAGCGACCCGCUGGGCCUGUACGAGGAGGGCGGCCCGGGCUGCUCGCCCGACGCGCCGAGCCUGAGCGGCCGCAGCAGCGCCGCGUCGUCGCCGGCCGCCGGCCGCUCGCCCGCUGACCACCGCGGCUACGCCAGCCUGCGCGCCGCCUCGCCCGCCCCGUCCAGCGCGCCCUCGCACGCGUCGUCGUCGUCGUCGUCGUCCGCCUCCUCCUCCUCGGGCUCCUCGUCUUCCGACGACGAGUUCGAGGACGACCUGCUCGACCUGCACCCCAGCUCAAACUUUGAGAGCAUGUCCCUGGGCAGCUUCAGCUCGUCGUCGGCGCUCGACCGGGACCUGGAUUUUAACUUCGAGCCGGGCUCCGGCUCGCACUUCGAGUUCCCGGACUACUGCACGCCCGAGGUGAGCGAGAUGAUCUCGGGAGACUGGCUCGAGUCCAGCAUCUCCAACCUGGUCUUCACCUACUGAGAGGGGCGCGCGGGCCGGGGAGAGGAGGGGGCCCGGGGAGAAGCGAGAGAGGAGAAAGGAGAGAAAGAGAGAGAGAGAGAGAAAAAAAAAAAGGAGAAACGGAACGGAUGAAGAGCCGAAACAGAAAAGGGAAACAGAGAAAACGAAAACAAAAAAAUGUUUGAAGAAAAAAAAAAAGGAAAAAGGAGCAAAACAGUGCGCAGGGCCGGCAUCGGCGCGCCCCCGCCGCUGGAGCGGAGCGCGGGGGCGCUUGGACGCGCGCUCCCAUCCCCCACCCUGCGCCCGGCGCGGCCCGAGGGUGGACGGGGCGACCUUUUGGUGUUGUUAUUGAUGUUGUUGGUGAUGAUGGCAAAACAAGCUACUUCGAGUUUCCUCCCCUUUGCUUGAAGAGACCCCCCCCCCGCACCUCCUCCCCUUCCAAAAGAGAGAGAGCUUCCGGACUUGUCCGCGCCCCCAGCGAGCCGCCCGGCUAGGUUUUUGUUGUUGUUUUGUUUUUUGUUUUUGUUUUUGUUUUCUCUGAGAGACUGAAGGAAUCUUAGCCCUCUCGCUUCGCCACCUGCCUGGUUUUGUUUGAUUUUUGUGGUGUUUUUCUUGGUCCGGUGCGGAGGGGAGAGUGGGGGGAGUCCAGCGCGCCCCCUUCUUCCCUCCCUCCGUUCUCUCGCUCGCUCGCGCGCUCUCUCUCCUUCUCUUUAUUUUAUUGCCUCCUGAAGACAAGGCUGCGGGGAGGGGGUGAUGGCGUCUGGCCGAGGGCAGAGGUUUUUAGGGGAGCGUUGGGACUGAAAGACUCCACGCUGGCCAGUUCCCGCCCGGACCCCACCCCCACCCGCCACCCUGCUCCCCUUCCUUCCUUUCUUUGCCUUUUUUUUUUUUUUUCCUGUUUCUUUCUUUCUUUCUUUUUCUUUUUUUAAAUUCCCUCGCCCCUGCAGCCGGAGGAGGCGGUGAGGAGGGGUGGAGGCCAGCCGGGGGGCCGGCGCUGGGCAGUGGCCCGAGGACCGCGGCGGGGACGAGGGCGAAGGCGAUGGACGCGCGGGCUGGCGGGGCACCUGCCGGACUGGAGGGGUGUGCGGGUGUGCGCGGGGCCCUGCGGGGCUGCGGUGGGACUGCUGGAUGCGGGGCAGGGCGAAAGGUUUCGGGGGGAAAAAGAAGGUUUUUUUUCUUCUCUUAAUCGGAAUCGUGAUGGUGUUGGAUUAUUUCACUGGUGGGGUUAAUAUAGCAUGUUAUCCUGUCAAUCUUUUAAAGAUUUCUGUAUAAGACUGUUGAGCAGUUUUUAAAAUAGUGUAGGGUAAUAUAAGAAGCAGAUAGAUGGCGCUAUGUUUGAUUCCUACAACGAAAUUAUCACCAGCUUUUUUUCAUUCUUAACUCUUUAAAGGAUUCAAACGCAACUCAAAUCUGUGCUGGACUUUAAGGAAAAAAAAACAAUUCAGGACCAAAUUUUUUCUCAGUGUGUAUGUGUUUAUUCCUUCUAGGUGUAAAUGAGAAGACGUGUUUUUUCCCUCACCGAUACUCCAUCCUCGUCUUUUCUUUUUCCUUGUAAAUGUAAUCAGAUGCCAUUUUAUAUGUGGACGUAUUUAUACUGGCCAAACGUAUUUUUUUUUUCUUAUUUUAAUCCCUUUUUUCUUUCCCUUCUUGGGCUUUCGUUACUUUCUUUUCUUUUUUUAUUUUUUUUGUUAAACUUUAUUUUUUCCUUUCUUUUUCUUUCUGCCUUUUUUUUUUUUUUUGGUAGUUGUUGUUACCCACGCCAUUUUACGUCUCCUUCACUGAAGGGCUAGAGUUUUAACUUUUAAUUUUUUAUAUUUAAAUGUAGACUUUUGACACUUUUAAAAAACAAAAAAAGACAAGAGAGAUGAAAACGUUUGAUUAUUUUCUCAGUGUAUUUUUGUAAAAAAUAUAUAAAGGGGGUGUUAAUCGGUGUAAAUCGCUGUUUGGAUUUCCUGAUUUUAUAAUAGGGAGGCUGGUUAAUAUCUCACACAGUUUAAAAAUCAGCCCCUAAUUUCUCCAUGUUUACACUUCAAUCUGCAGGCUUCUUAAAGUGACAGUAUCCCUUAACCUGCCACCAGUAUCCACCCUUCAACCCCAGUCUCAUAAAGAAUAAGAGGGGUGGGGAGGGAGAAUUGGCUGAACACUGUAUGCUUUUCAGAAAAAAACAGUUGUCUAGAAGAAAUACUGUUCUGUCCAGAGGCUUUAAAACUGGUGCAUUUACAGCAAAAAGGGAUCCUGUAGCUUUAAUUUGUAAACCACAUCUUUUUUGCACUUUUUUUAUAAGCAAAAACGUGCCGUUUAAACCACUGGAUCUAUCUAAAUGCCGAUUUGAGUUCGCGACACUAUGUACUGCGUUUUUCAUUCUUGUAUUUGACUAUUUAAUCCUUUCUACUUGUCGCUAAAUAUAAUUGUUUUAGUCUUAUGGCAUGAUGAUAGCAUAUGUGUUCAGGUUUAUAGCUGUUGUGUUUAAAGAUUGAAAAAAAGUGGAAAACAUCUUUGUACAUUUAAGUCUGUAUUAUAAUAAGCAAAAAGAUUGUGUGUAUGUAUGUUUAAUAUAACAUGACAGGCACUAGGACGUCUGCUUUUCUAAGGCAGUUCCGUUAAGGGUUUUUUGUUUUUAAACUUUUUUUUUUUUUUUGCCAUCCAUCCUGUGCAAUAUGCCGUGUAGAAUAUUUGUCUUAAAAUUCAAGGCCACACAAAACAAUGUUUGGGGGAAAAAGAAAAAGAAAAAAAAUCAUGCCAGCUAAUCAUGUCAAGUUCACUGCCUGUCAGAUUGUUGAUAUAUACCUUCUGUAAAUAACUUUUUUUGAGAAGGAAAUAAAAUCAGCUGGAACUGAACCCUAAA
Oryctolagus cuniculus (rabbit) is the source of this 4846-nucleotide messenger RNA. NCBI's taxonomy places the organism in Eukaryota, Metazoa, Chordata, Mammalia, Lagomorpha, Leporidae. The record is from RefSeq and is a predicted model, not a curated record.